GGUCCACUGAUGACCCAGUUCGAGGGCUACUGGGUGCGCCGGCGUGCCGUGCCGCGUCUGGAGCGGAUACGCGCCGAGCUGGCAGCCUCCAUCUCCGACCCGCAGACGCUCAAACGCGAGAUGAAGAAACGCAAACGUGCCGAGCACCGACUGCUGCUCUCGCAGCUGGCGGCCCGUGGUGCCCGAAAGCCCACCUCCGCCGCCGCUCGGCUCCAAGACGACGCGGCCGAAAACGACGACGAGGAUGGCGGAGACCAUGCUGAUGUUGCCCAGGGGUCUGACGCUGAGGAAGACAAGGACGACGCGAGUGACGGCGAGGCGGACACGCCUGGUGAGGAGCGCUCUCCGCCGGCGAAGCGCCGAACAGUGGCGGACGUGCGAAACCCCGGCGGCGGCGCACCGCGGGAGGAGCGGAUGGUGAAGUUUGACGGCGUCUGGAUGACGGCGGACGCCGUGGGCCGGCUCAAGGAGCUGCGCCGCCAGCUGAAGCUGCAGCGCGUCUCCGAGAUGGUCCUCAAGCAGACGAUGAAGACGGCCCGCCGACGCGAGGAGAUGAAACGCAAACGAGACGCUAAGCGGGUGUGUCUGGGCUGCCGUCAGCCGGGCCACCUCAUCGGCGACUGUCCGAACCGCGCUCCGGGCCUGAAGGCUCCGGUGACGGGCCUCUGUUUCCGCUGUGGCUCUACCGAGCACCGUCUGUCAGAGUGUCGGCGGCCUUCCGACGGCGGCAAACUGCCCUACGCCGUCUGCUUCGUCUGCGGCCAGACUGGCCACCUGUCGCGCGACUGCGCACUCAACCCCAACGGCGUCUACCCGAAGGGCGGCUCGUGCAAGGUGUGCCAGCGCCGCGACCACCUGGCCGAUGACUGCCCGGAGCGCCGAGAGGAGGAGGCGGCGGCCACCGCGCCGCGACUGGCGACCAUCGGCGACGGGCCACUGGAGGAAGACUACAAGCACGACUUUAGGGAGACGCAGACGAUGGCUGUCUCCGCCGCGCCCGCCACCAGAACGCCCAGGAAGGUGAAGUUCUAAGGAGGAGAGUGAAUUCGGGAAGGUGUGCUGAAGAUGAGGAGGGAGAGAGGGAGGGCCUGCGGGAUUGUUAGAAAGAUGGCGCCACGGUUAUGAGUUGUGGGAGGUCGGCGUGACAUAAGAUGAGUUGUUUGAGAGUGGCGUAUUAUUGUUUUGAUAUGCGGACACGUCUCGGAGAGAGAAACUGUUAGCCGUGCUCGCCAAAUUUGGAAUUAUUUGUUUGAAUGGGCUUUGAAGGGGUUAUUCGAUAGGUAUCUUGGUAUCCCACACCAAUGUGUCUCGGACACUGCUGACGGUUUUUCAGUAAUUUCUCGGUUGGGGAGGGUCGUGAACUUGAAUAACGUUCAGCUUGUGCUUUCGACGCUCAUUUUCAAUACAAUGGAACUUAAGCUUCG
Molecule: messenger RNA, 1424 nt
Organism: Amphibalanus amphitrite
Lineage: Eukaryota; Metazoa; Arthropoda; Thecostraca; Balanomorpha; Balanidae
Product: zinc finger CCHC domain-containing protein 9-like
Exons: 2
Coding region: 10-1032 (340 amino acids)
Molecular function (GO): zinc ion binding; nucleic acid binding
Source: RefSeq, a predicted model, not a curated record